Silurus meridionalis is the source of this 2686-nucleotide messenger RNA. It is a transcript of the gene olig4, whose product is annotated as oligodendrocyte transcription factor 4. Lineage: Eukaryota; Metazoa; Chordata; Actinopteri; Siluriformes; Siluridae. The transcript has a single exon. Gene Ontology annotation, molecular function: protein dimerization activity. The coding region runs from base 1842 to 2576 and encodes 244 amino acids. The record is from RefSeq and is a predicted model, not a curated record.
UUUUCCGAUCAUAUACUAAACUUUAAUCCUAUUUUAUCUCAGAGAUAAUUGAACGUGUUUUUCCGAGCAGGGUUCGUAUUUCCGACUAACAAGGCAAUUGCUUUGCAAGCGCUACAGAAUCUAUAAGCAAUCUUUAAAAUAUUAACAUUACAUUUUGUAACAUUCCGAUUACUAGUCGUGUCUACAUCAUGCACUGCAGGAUGAAUUGACCAAGGCAUUUUACUGAUAUAAGAUAAAAUAAAAUAAAAUAAACUAAGAAAAACGUAAAAGUAAGUCCCAAAUGACUCGUUUAUGUCCUUUACAUCUUUGCUUAAAUAAAUAAAAUAAACAUUUCAGUUUAAUCACUUUGGUGCCACAGAUGCGGUAAUACUUCGGCACCCUGAUUUGCCGAAGCGGCUCAAUCCAAACUUGUUCCAUUUGAAUUGUUGACAUGGUGAAAAAACAAAAUCAAAUCUCUAAAGUAAUUCAUUUCAAUGAGUCAGCAUUUUCUUUCUUAUAACUUUCCUGUUUUUGGUAACUUGUAAUUUCCAUCUGUGCAAGUGUGUAUGAGAAAGAGACCGCAACCCGGCUAGUUUCUCCUCCACGUGAUCUCUGAGUGUGGGAGUGCGUUACGCAGCGCGUGAUAGUGAUGCUAAUGAACGCUCUAGAAGCUUAAGCACAUAGCAGGGGGGUAAUAGCAGCAUCCCACGGGCUUCAUCGCAGAGUUUUUAUGACCCCGAGAGGGGACACACAAUACGCGAAGGCACAUUUUUGUGUCUCUUUAACUACCUCCUCCCCUCUCCUCCCUCUUCCACUCUCGGCAGGACGGCUUCGCACUCCACGACGCCCUCGAAAGGGUUCGGACGGUGCUGAAUUGCGACCUGGUUUACCAUUAAUCCGGGGACUGUCGACGUUUCCACGCUCGCGCUGACGCUCCUGCUCAUUCCUGGUGACUUAAGUGUUGAAGGAGUGUUAAAAAAGAGAGGUCAAAGAGAGCCAAUCAUAAACGAGACGUAAAGAGGGAAGCAAAGUCAAAGGCAGCAAAGAGCUUUCGGGAUAAAUCAAUGACCAAUCAUCGUGUAAUAAACGGUGUAUUGCUGCAGUAAACAGAAAGUUAAAGUCUUCGUGAGCAGUCUUAUUGUUUUUCUGGAGUCAACAAAACCAUUACAAGUUUUCCACUUAUAAAGAGAUUCAAAUAGGAAAGUGUGUAUUAUUAGGUGUAUAAGUGUGUGUGUAGGAAACAUUGUGUAAGUAAUAAAAAUAAGAUUUAAAAGGAAAAUUGACACUGAAUAUUAAAGUAUACACACAAUGUAAAGGAAUAUAAAGGCCUUUUCUGUGUAAGACUUAUUCUAAUUGUAACAUUAUGGGGACUCAUGUGCUUAAUGAACCAUAAAAGGUGCUUUACACACCUUCAUGAAGUCUUUCUACUAAAAGACUUUCCUCUAAUGUGUGAAUUUUGUCGUUUGUAGUUAAUGUGUAUGCCUGUGUGUGUGUUUUGUGAUUGGGGUGGGUGGGGAGGUGUAUUUGUUAAGAAGGGGUGUGUGGGUGAAAGUGUGUCCCCUCUGUUAUUGGCUCGAGGUCUCCAGUCGCAUUAUGCAUGUCAUUGUGUCUUUGUGGGUGAGGAGGCCUAUAAAAAGGCGAACUGUAGGGAUUUGGCCAAAGCACUGAGCCUUGAGACACACUCACGUAAGAGCGAAGAGAGGACAGGGAUUGUGUGUAUAUGUGUGUGUGUGACUGUUCCGGUUUUGCUAGACCAAAGAGUUCUGCUGUUCUGACUGAUUGCAGAAGACAUUUUGGGAGGACAUUUUGACCAGCAGGAUCUUCACAUAUCAACAUUUUUCGAUUAAGUGACGUCAACUACGAUGGAUUCGGACACCGGCUCUACCUGCAGUCGAUCCUCAUCGCCCGACCUCGCCGUCGACUCCAGCUUCUUUUCGAGCAAGAUCUUCCAGCAAGCGGAGAAAACGUCCAACGGAUCCCUGGCUUCUGGGGGGAAAAUCCAAAACCGGCCUGAGAACCCCAAAGAAGAUCUUCAGGAGCUGCGUCUCAAGGUGAACAGCCGCGAGCGGAAACGCAUGCACGACCUGAACCAAGCCAUGGACGGCCUUCGCGAAGUCAUGCCGUAUGCCCAAGGGCCCUCGGUGCGCAAGCUGUCAAAGAUCUCUACCCUCCUGCUGGCACGCAACUACAUCCUCAUGCUCUCCAGUUCUUUGGAGGAGAUGAAGAAGCUGGUGGGCGAGGUUUAUGGGUCCAGCGUGGCUCAAAACCAUGCCCCGAGGCCGGUCUUAGCUCCGUCACAGCUUCCCCUGCACCCUUUGGCCCAGUCCUUGCACUCAUUGGCAAGCAGCGCUGUGGCCAUGAGCUCCACCCCCCUGCAGCACACCAGCACACACACGGCUAUGGCUCAAGCUCCUCAUUCUCCUCCAUCAGCAGGAUAUCUGGGCUUCCACGCGCCACCGAUUCCAAGCCUACUGAAGGACCCGCUGCAUUUGGCCGGCUCGUAUAGGCACUUCCCCGGCAUGCCGUGUCCGUGCUCCCUGUGCCAACCUUUGCCGGUGUCCACAGCCAGCCUGCACGCCCUUUCCAUGAGCAAAUGAACGAGAAAAAGGAUGCAAAAUGUUACCUAAGCUAAACAUGAACUCAAAGAUUGCAGCAAAGAUCUGUGAAUGUUUUAUUAUGUAUAUUAUGUUCUGCUCCAAAAAAUGGU